Molecule: messenger RNA, 375 nt
Organism: Melampsora larici-populina 98AG31
Lineage: Eukaryota; Fungi; Basidiomycota; Pucciniomycetes; Pucciniales; Melampsoraceae
Exons: 2
Coding region: 1-375 (124 amino acids)
Source: RefSeq, a predicted model, not a curated record
AUGCGACUAAGGAAGUUCAAGGCGGGUAUCCCAUUCUGGAAACGUCUCGUGAACUUUGGAAGCUGGGGAACUCAAUUGCUUGCUAGCAAUAUUGCAUUAACUUCAGCAAGUGCAUUGACUUUACGGUCUAUUGCCACAAAGCUUGAAGACCUGUGUGCAACUCUUGUGACCUUUCAGGGCAACGCCGAACAUUUUCAAGCUGAAAUCAUAGGCAAUCAUAUGGCUUCUCGGGAGCUAGCAAUCGAAGACAAAUUUCGGGCAAUGAGCCAGGUGAUCGGUCGUUUCAGUCAGCUCACCAAGACAGCUGCUUACAAGUCUAAACCAACUUGGAUCAAUCUGCCUACCAUUGAAGGUGGACAGCCAUUCACUGUUUAA